UGGACGCGGAGCGAUUUUGACGGUUUUAACUCAGCGCAGAUUAUUCGCUGUAAUAUACAUAAUAUAUCACCUUUGUACGGCAUGGAUGGAGAGGUGGAGGAAGAUGAUAUCUGGGAUGAAAAAUCCUUAAAGCAGCUUGAAAGAAAGCGUGGACAGUCGGCACGCAGAAAUGAAAAACCAACGAAUUUACCGCGCAAAAGCCCAAAAUCAAAGCGCACUGCCAAUAAUUUGAACAAACCUCAACGACGGUGUCGUUUGCAAGUCUCACAGAAAACAAAGACGGAUAAUUCUCAGACAAUCAUAAAGAACAGUGGGAGGAAACUAAAACGCAAGAGAGAAGAUUCCUCCAGUAGUUGCAAGGAAUUGAAUGAUGAGGACUCAACCUUCAGUCACCAAUUAUCUGGAAGCCAAGUUGACUCAGCUGUGGUUGACAACAAGAUCACACCUCAAAAGAGCAUCGUAGAUGGGUACUGCCCUAGAUGCCAGAUGCCUUUCGUUGCAUUGGUUGGAGAAUCUCCUGGGUGGCACGUCAGCGAUUGCUUGGGAAGGAAAUAUUCUUUCAUAGGUGAUUGUCCUGAAGGUGUCCACUGCAGAUCAACAUUUUCUCCUCAUUAUGAAAGAUACUCUCACAAGCUUUUGGCUUCUGUCAGGAGUUAUGGUCACAUAUACAGAGGAGAUGAAGGAGAAAGUAAUGGAAACAUAGAUAAUCUGAUGCACAAACAACAUGAAAGAGCAAUCAAGUCUUCAAGACAAUUGAACUUUUCAGAAAAACCAUUUUUGUCUGAAUCACUCCAUAAAGAUGAAGAUGAGUGUGAAUCUUCUGGGAGCCCUGGUGCUACAGUAGGUUUACCUUAUGGUAGAGCAAAUGGAGCAAUAGAAGCAGUACAAUUAGAUGAAAAUAAAACAUCAAAGGAAUUACUAUGCAAUAUUCAUAGUUCACCACAACAUUCAAACCUUGGAGAAUCUAGCAAAUCUCAUUCUUUGCCUCUACAAAGUGAGGCUUCAAUGACCAAAGUUGAGACAGGAGAUUUUCAAAUGUCCUCUGAUGAUGAUCUGUUUGGAGAUCUUGAAGUCUUGGAAAAUUUGUGUGAAAGUUCUUAUGCAGCAGAUCAGUUAACAAAAGACCAACAGAGUUAUCACAGUCUUGAAUGUGUUGAUGUGUAUGAUAAGCCCAAGCAGUGUUUUAUCCAACCUGUUGCUUCAGUUGUGGAGAAAAAGAGUAAAACAAGUGAACAUACAAAUGAGGCUGAGGUAAAUUUUACACCAAGUCCACAUCCUUUGGAUGUAAAGAAAAUUAAUGUCAAAGAAGAUAAUCUGGGUGAGCACUCAAGUAUAGGCCAGAAACAACAGUCAAUUUUGGCAUUUGUCAGAAAAGGGAAGGAAGCCUCUAAAUCAAAGACAUCUCUGAAACAAACUGAUAUAGGAGUGUUCUUUGGCUUGAAACCACUGAAGAAGCCAGCAAAAAAUAUAACAACUUCUCAGAAUGGUGCCAGAAUAACAAACUCUUCACAAUCACAGUCUGCAUCCCAAAGACAGGGUCACUGGGCAACAAGAAAAACAUUCAACAAUGAUCGUAAAAACACAGAAUUUACAACUGAAGGUCAAAGUUCAAGUCAAAGUGAAGGUCUAGCUGGUAGUAAUAGAACCCAGACUCAACGCAGUUGUCCAUUCUACAAGAAGAUCCCUAACAGUGCCUUUACUGUUGAUGCUUUUCGCUAUGGCAACAUUCCUGGCUGUCAUGCUUAUUUUUUGAGCCAUUUUCAUUAUGAUCACUAUAUGGGACUGAAUGGGAAAUUCAAAAAUCCAAUCUAUUGUAGCAAGAUCACUGCAAAUCUGGUGAUAUCCAAGCUGUGUGUUAAAAAAGAGUUUGUCCAUCCACUUCCCAUGAAUGCACCAACCAUUGUGGAAAAUGUUCAAGUUACACUUCUGGAGGCAAACCAUUGCCCUGGAGCUGUAUUGUUUGUGUUCCAGUUCUCUUCUGGCCAGACUUACUUACACACAGGUGACUUUCGAGCCUCUCCUGAAAUGGAAAGGUAUCCAGAGUUACAUUGUAAGAUUGAUGUCCUGUACCUUGACACCACGUACUGUGAUCCAAAUUACUCCUUUCCUCCUCAAGAGGAAACCAUCAACUUUGCUGUUUCAAAAGCUGUGCAAGCAUGCAAACAAAACCCAAAGACACUGAUAGUUUGUGGCUCAUAUACAAUUGGGAAAGAACGUGUCUUUCUUGCCAUUGCAGAAGCACUUGGAUGUAAAGUUUGUGUAGAAAAACAAAAGAAAAAGGUUCUGGACUGUCUUGAAUCCAAUCAAAUAAAUUCUCUGAUCACAACUGACUGGAAGGCGGGAAGAAUUCAUGUGUUGCCAAUGGCAAAGCUAACACUGCAGAAUCUAACAACAUAUUUGGGGGCUCAUAAGUCACAGUAUGCUGAACUCCUGGCAUUUAAACCCACUGGGUGGGAACACAGUGAAAAGCGAGAGGACUUGUCGAUGAUUAAACCUUCCAAGAGAGGAAAUGUGACAAUAUAUGGUGUUCCUUAUAGUGAGCAUAGCAGCUUCAGGGAACUGGAGAGAUUUGUUAAGUUUCUUCAGCCAAAGAGGAUCAUUCCUACUGUUAAUGUCCAUUCCGCAGAAAAAAGGGCUCAGAUGCAGGCCAUCUUCAACAGCUGGUUAUCGAAGGAUUCCUUAAAGUUUUGAGCAAUGUUAAGUCUUAAUUUAAUGGCAGGUUGUCAAAGAACAUGCCAAAAGAGAGAAAUAAUAUUUGAUGAUCGUCUAUGAAGCCUACAAAAUGUUAAGUAUUUUGUAAUUCCCAUGAAAUGAAAAAUUGUACAGUAGUAUUUUUCUAUAACCAUUAUUUAUGGGUAUUUUGUUGCAUCAAUCUUGAGAAUUGUUUACAGUAAGUACUCAAGAUAUAAUUCAAAUAUAGGUACAGCACAUAUGGAUAAGCAUAAUUUUUCUGUAUUUGAAGCUACAUGUAGCUGCUUUUAUGUUAAUAAGUUUAAGCUCUCAGUUGAUUUUCUGAUGCUUCAUUAUUUUAAAUGCACUCAGAUAGCCUUAUUUGAACUGGUGAAUGAAGGAACUCUUAUUUAUCCACAGAAGUGAAAUAUAUAUAUAUUCUUAUUGUACUUAUACUUACAUGUACUUAUUUAUACAUCACUGACAUAAAAUCAUACUUGACUGUAAAUCACUCUAAUUUUCUCACAAUUUAGACUAGAAGGACAGUGUCAGUAAUGAUUCUAGUUGGCUUAUCUUCAGAUCACAAUUAAUUUCAUACUAGACUAGAGUAUCUGAACUUUUUAAGAGAUUAGCCAAUAACCUGCUGAUCUGCAGGAACAUGUGAACUUUGCUUGUGGAGUGAUUUAGCAUUUGGAAGUUGAUUUUGUGUUCAGCUAUGUGGAAAAUAAACAACUUUGUUGGUAAAAGCAAAAUUAUAAAGGUUGUGUGAGUUUCUCAGGCCCUUAGAGCAUGUACAACCUAGGACCAAAAGUAAGGACUGUAUUGUAAAAUCAUAUUUGUUUCUUGCAAAGUUACUGGGCCUUCAGUUUCUAUAUGGUUCACAACCAUUUCUACUUAAAAUUACUUUUCAUCUGCAAGACCAUGUAGUUUUCAAAUUAAAAUAAAAAAAAAAUUGAGUGACAAUCAAAGUGUAAACUGAAUUCUGAGUCAGUUU
Pocillopora verrucosa is the source of this 3664-nucleotide messenger RNA. RefSeq lists its product as uncharacterized. Gene Ontology annotation, biological process: double-strand break repair via nonhomologous end joining; interstrand cross-link repair. The record is from RefSeq and is a predicted model, not a curated record. Gene Ontology annotation, molecular function: damaged DNA binding; 5'-3' DNA exonuclease activity. Lineage: Eukaryota; Metazoa; Cnidaria; Anthozoa; Scleractinia; Pocilloporidae.